AUGUCCUCCUCCUGUUCUUUUGUGGCUGACUUCUUUUCCACCGCUCUUCUAGUUUCAGCUGUCUCCUGUUCCUAUGCUGAUAGAAUUGUGGGUGGUUACGAGUGUGUCCCUCACACACAUGACCUGUCCAUCAAUGAAGGCUCCAGGCAGUCUCCGAGGGUGGUCAAGACUAUCCAGCACCCCGGCUUUGAUUACAGGACCACGGACAACGACAACAUGCUAAUCAAAGUGAGUCCUCCGGUCCAGUUCAACGAGGAGGUCCAGCCAAUCCGACUGCCCAGCUCCUGCGCCAGCGAUGGCACCCAACGCAUUGCCUCUGGGUGGGGCAGCAUGAUGAAUGGCGAGGAACAGUUCCCUGAUCGUCUGCAAUGUCUCGAGGUCCCAAUCCUCUCGGACACUGAAUGUGGGAGCAGCUACAAGGACUCAAUCACCCCCAACAUGUUCUGUGCCGGAUUCCUGGAAGGGGGAAAGGAAACAUGUCAGGCCGACUCAGGUGGGCCUCUGGUCUGUGCUGGGGAGCAACAAGGCCUCGUCUCCUGGGGCUUCGAGUGCGGUCACCCUGGUUACCCUGGCGUCUACACCAAGCUCUGCAACUACAUUAGAGAUAAAAACAAAAACAUAGAUAUGCAUCGCAGAGUCCAAAACCCGGACUCCAGCUCAUUAGUCUCUGAGCUGGAGUUCCUCGAGCUGCGGACACUCACGAUGCAUCGCAGAGUCCAAAACCUGGACUCCAGCUCAUUAGUCUCUGAGCUGGAGUUCCUCGAGCUGCGGACACUCACAAUGCAUCACAGAGUCCAAAGCCUAGACUCCAGCUCAUUAGUCUCUGAGCUGGAGUUCCUCGAGCUGCGGACACUCACGGUAGAUGUGUCACACAGGGACCCUCCAUCCCUUGUGGGCUGCACCUUUUUGCCUCUUCACAUCCCCGCCAAGCACCUCGGUAUGGGAGGGACGUUUUACUUUGUCCAAGGCGCUAUCGGAAUGCAAGAUUUUGUCAUAACUGGCGUGUGUGGUGGACGUGUCUAG
This is a messenger RNA of Carcharodon carcharias (great white shark), 1023 nucleotides long. Its product is annotated as trypsin-3-like. Gene Ontology annotation, molecular function: serine-type endopeptidase activity. Lineage: Eukaryota; Metazoa; Chordata; Chondrichthyes; Lamniformes; Lamnidae. The record is from RefSeq and is a predicted model, not a curated record. Gene Ontology annotation, biological process: proteolysis. The transcript has 7 exons. The coding region runs from base 1 to 1023 and encodes 340 amino acids.